Cladophialophora immunda is the source of this 1275-nucleotide messenger RNA. RefSeq lists its product as uncharacterized. Lineage: Eukaryota; Fungi; Ascomycota; Eurotiomycetes; Chaetothyriales; Herpotrichiellaceae. Gene Ontology annotation, cellular component: mitochondrion; membrane; cytoplasm. The record is from RefSeq and is a predicted model, not a curated record. The transcript is spliced from 2 exons. Bases 79 to 936 code for a protein of 285 amino acids.
CCAUCUUGCAGAUGUGUAUGGGAGAUACUUCUUGUUGAGGUUGCUGACAAUUCUCUUCAUCAUGGCCUUCCGUCAAUAAUGCACCCUUUGCAUCGGGCAGCGCUCAAUUUCAGUGCCAGAUCGCCGUGGUUCCGGGCACGAGUGCCCGGUUCACGAGCCCGACUCAAACACCAUGCGCAGCGAAGCUCGACCAGCUCAAGUCCUGUGAAAGACUCAACAAGUCCGCCGCCAACGUCGCAAAGCAAACUCCCUCCACACUCCCUCCAUGAAGUGCCCGUCGGCGAGACUGCGAAGCCCGUUGAUCCUGUCGAUAUCCCCAUACAGCUGUGGUAUCAUCGCCUGGGACCAGUGUCUACAUUCUUUCAGUGGUUCCAUCGCACCCAGUUGAAGCGGCCCUACACCGUGCAACUAUGCACGACCUUGACGACCUACCUUUGCGGUGAUAUUCUGGCACAGGACAUAGGAGGGGAAUUGUACAAUCCAUGGCGAACGCUGAGGAUGUUGACAAUUGGAGCCCUUGCAGCGAUACCGGGUUACAAGUGGUUCCUGUUCCUAGGUCAGAGCUUCAAUUACCCGUCGAAAUUCACCUCGAUCGCGACAAAGGUUGCCGUAAACCAAAUUGUCUUUACUCCUGUCUUCAACACAUACUUCUUCGGCAUGCAAGCCCUCCUGACUGGCGAGCAUGCGACGGGCAUCAUCAUGCGCAUUCAGGCUGCGGUCCCAGUCAGCAUGCUUAAUUCUCUGAAAUUGUGGCCUGCCGUGACUGCCUUCUCAUUUGCCUUUGUUCCGCCUCAAUACCGGUUCAUGUUUUCGGGGAUCUUUGCCGUCGCGUGGCAAUGCUAUCUGAGCUUCCUCAAUCGCAAAGAAGAGAAGAUUGAGGCGCAGAUUGAUACUCUGAGCAGGCCAGUGCUAAAGGAAAGCAUGGUGGCGAAGUAAGGCUGCUUCAAGGAUGGCCUAGACGCACAAGUCUAUGUUUAAAAUGACUCUGCAGCGACUUUAAGAGAGCAAUUGAUUGGAAAGAGGAGAUCUGCUGCAUCUAGGGGAGAGUUGGCUACCCUGUUUCACGAAUACCGCUCCGUCGCGGGCAGAUCUAUGGCUGGGUGAAUGGGUGUAUUCGAGGGCCAAAGGAUGCUUGACAAGCCUUUGAUAGACUGUGUCCCAUAAUAGAGGGCAUACAGGCAGCACUGGCAGGUUAGAUUAUAGAACAGAAAACAGAAACAUGGCAACGUCCCAUCGAUUGGAUCUCCUCCACCCUUUGGUCGUGUUGUCUAGACC